UAAACACACAUCUGACAUUUGAUAGAAUUUUCGGAUUUCUGAUUUUUGUUGCAAAAAUUUCGCCAUCAAAGAAAUUGCUUGCGAAACAAUAGCAAUGCUGCGUUUGUUCGCCAAUACCUUGAGACUCGGCGCUACCCGGCCGCUGAGCACCUCGGCGGUCAAAAUGAGCGAUAAUCUGUUUGUCCAUCGCGAUUCACCAGAGGAUAACCCGAACAUCCCAUUCGACUUCACUGCCGAAAAUCAGAAGGAAACGGAAGCUAUUCUGAAUAUUUACCCCGAGGGACACAAACGUGGUGCCAUGAUUCCUUUGCUGGAUCUCGCUCAACGACAACAUGGUUGGCUCCCGAUCUCGGCCAUGCAUAAAGUAGCGGAUAUUCUUGGAUUGCCGCACAUGCGAGUGUACGAAGUGGCCACUUUCUACACAAUGUUCAUGCGUAAACCGACUGGAAAGUACCAUAUCCAAGUGUGUACCACUACGCCGUGCUGGUUGUGUGGUUCAGAUGAAGUUUUGGAAGCUUGCAAGAAAAAUUUGGGCAUCGGCGUUGGAGAAACGACCAAGGAUGGUAAAUUUACAAUCUCCGAGGUAGAAUGCUUGGGUGCUUGUGUCAAUGCGCCAAUGUUGGCUGUUAAUGAUGAUUAUUAUGAGGAUUUGAGCGUAGCGGAUACGGAAGAAAUAUUGUCCAGUUUGAAGAAAGGACAGCAGCCUCGUCCAGGACCCCGUAAUGGACGUUUUGCUUCGGAACCCGUUGGUGGGCUAACCUCGCUGACGGAAGAGCCUAAAGGUCCCGGAUUCGGUCUCCAAGCUGGACUGUAAGUCCAACGAGCAUAAUUUGUCAUGUGCUAGUUAACGGAAUAAAACAUUGUAAAAAAUCACCAAGCACUCUUUGAUCUUA
Messenger RNA from Anopheles coustani, 893 nucleotides. RefSeq names its product NADH dehydrogenase [ubiquinone] flavoprotein 2, mitochondrial (gene ND-24). Bases 95 to 814 code for a protein of 239 amino acids. Gene Ontology annotation, molecular function: NADH dehydrogenase activity. Gene Ontology annotation, biological process: mitochondrial electron transport, NADH to ubiquinone. The transcript is spliced from 5 exons. The record is from RefSeq and is a predicted model, not a curated record. Lineage: Eukaryota; Metazoa; Arthropoda; Insecta; Diptera; Culicidae.